CAACCGUUGGGGAUACCCUUUCGUGUUUUAAUUUGUAAUAGCCCUAUAACCAUUAGCGGCAAAGUAUGCUAAAGCUCGCAAAGAGCCUUGCUUUACUCGUCUGUGGGCGUGAAAGGCUUCGCUUUCUCUCAACUUCUGCGGCUGCGGCUGCGGCUGCGGCUGCUUCAGCUAAUCAAGAAACCGCCUUAAACCCCCAUACCCAUUUGCAAUAUCCACUGGAUUCGGUUCAUGCUCAAGUGACUGUCAGCGGAUUGCUGCACAACCUUGCUGUCGCAAACAAGCUCCUUUACGUAUACGCUCAACACAGAGCUUUAGAUGAUGCUUAUGCUCUUUUUGGUAUGAUGGAAGAGAGAGAUGCAGUUUCCUGGAGUAUAAUGGUUGGUGGGUUUGCUAAGGUUGGUGAUUAUGUCUACUGUUUGAGGACUUUUAGGAAGCUCAUUAGGUGUGGUGUUAAGCUUGAUAAUUAUACUUUGCCUAUCGUGUUGAGGGCUUGUAGGGAUAGGAUGGACCCAGUAAUGGGUAGGUUGGUUCAUGGUGUCGUUUUGAAAUCUGGGUUGUGUUUGGAUCAGUGUGUGCUUGCUGCUCUUAUUAGCCUGUAUGCAAAGUGUAGGGUGAAGAAUGAUGCUCGUAUACUGUUUGAUGAAAUGCCAAAUAGGGACCUUGUGACUUGGACUGUGAUGAUAAAUGCUUAUGCUGAGUCUGGAAAUGCUAAAGAAUCGUUAGCAUUGUUUGAUUUGAUGCGAGAUGAAGGUUUGGUUCCGGAUAAUGUAGCUAUGGUGACUAUUGUUCAUGCUUGCGCAAAAUUGGGUGCUAUGCAUAAGGCUAGACUUGUUCAUGAUUAUAUUUCUAGAAUGGGUUUUAAGUUAGAUGUAAUAUUGGGGACUGCAAUGAUUGAUAUGUAUGCUAAGUGUGGAAGUGUUGAUUAUGCGAGGGAAAUAUUUGAUAGAAUGUGGGAAAGAAAUGUAAUUUCAUGGAGUGCAAUGAUUGCUGCUUAUGGAUACCACGGACAAGGCAAGAAAGCUCUUGAUUUAUUCCCUAUGAUGUUGGGUAGCAGGAUACUGCCAAAUAGAAUAACUUUUCUUUCCCUGUUAUAUGCCUGCAGUCAUGCUGGCUUGGUUGACAUGGGACUCGAGCUUUUCAACAUGAUGUGGGAUGAGUACUCUGUGAAACCAGAUGUUAAGCACUACACGUGUAUGGUUGAUCUAUUAGGCCGUGCUGGGAGACUUGAUGAGGCCAUGAACUUGAUUGAGAACAUGACUGUCAAGAAAGAUGAGGGGCUAUGGGGUGCUAUGCUUGGUGCGUGCAGAAUCCAUAAAAAUAUAGAUUUGGCAGAAAAGAUAGCAAAUUCCCUUCUUGAACUACAGUCACAGAAUGCAGGGCACUAUGUGUUGCUCUCCAAUAUUUAUGCUAAAGCAGGUAGGUGGGAAGAUGUGGCAAAAAUUAGGGAUCUGAUAACAGAGAGGGAGUUGAAAAAGGUUCCUGGAUGGACUUGUAUUGAGGUGGAGAACAAGAUUUAUCAAUUUGGUGUUGGAGAUAAGUCUCAUCAUCUGUCAAAGGAGAUCUAUAGGCUGCUUAGGAGUUUGAGAAGGAAAAUGGAGCUGGCUGGUUAUGUUCCAGAUACAAAUUUAGUGUUACAUGAUGUUGAUGAGGAAGUUAAACUUGAAAGCUUGUUUAUGCAUAGUGAAAAACUUGCUAUUGUAUUUGGUCUUAUUGCCACAACCGAGGGAACUCCUAUCAGGAUUACAAAGAAUCUCAGAGUUUGUGGUGAUUGUCACACAUUUAGCAAGUUUGUAUCUGCUAUUACACAUAGGGUGAUUAUUGCCCGGGAUACAAAUCGAUUUCACCAUUUUAAAGAAGGGGUUUGUUCAUGUGGAGAUUAUUGGUAAGUUUUUAUUUUCGGUCUGGAAGGAAAUUGCAGUCAGUUAAAUUGAAGUACGAGGGAAGAUGGUCCUGCCUGUCAUUCUCUAAGAAAGGAGAAGAAAGAAAGGAGGUUCAUGACGGUUGGACCAAUGUAUUACAGAGGAUAAGAAAUGACAGAAAAUUUC
This is a messenger RNA of Rubroshorea leprosula, 2045 nucleotides long. NCBI's taxonomy places the organism in Eukaryota, Viridiplantae, Streptophyta, Magnoliopsida, Malvales, Dipterocarpaceae. The record is from the annotation of a GenBank genome assembly.